Molecule: messenger RNA, 862 nt
Organism: Amphimedon queenslandica
Lineage: Eukaryota; Metazoa; Porifera; Demospongiae; Haplosclerida; Niphatidae
Exons: 7
Coding region: 214-678 (154 amino acids)
Source: RefSeq, a predicted model, not a curated record
GAAAUGUCGUGCAGUCAACAAACACCCAUCAGGAAGGAAGAGACCUAGAAAAGAAGAUUUUGAUGAUCAAGCUGAACAUGUUGAUUUUGACAGUGAAACAGCAAAGAAGGCAAGAAAGUUUACAACGACAGAUAAUUUUGAAGGUACAGUACAUGUAACAUUUCAUUUUUAUCUUUUUGAUUUUGUGUACUACAGAUGACAAUACAGUGAGGAAUGUUACAGAUGGCACUACCAUACAAACAUGACAAUUACAAAAGAAAUGAGAAUCAGUCUAUGCAUGAAAAUGAAACAUCUAUUUCUGAAAAUGUUGAUUUAUUUGUGGAUACCGCUUUGGCUACCAACAAUCACACUCAAAGUCAAGAAAAUAGAUUAUCUGGCAGACUUAAUGAAGGCAGCAACAAUACCAAGGAACAGAUAAAAACUGACUCUAUUAUUCAUGAGGCAAGUGAUAACUCAUCCAAGUCAGCAAUGAAGAAUGAUACUGAUACUAAUGGUCAAUGCAGUGCAGAUGUAGUUCAAGCAGGCUCAGCAGUCCAGCGACACUUUAUUCUUCUCUUCCUUCACGUACUCCCAAGAUGGAGUCACGUGAUCUGCUUCCAUUCCUGGCAUAAUAGUGGCAUAAUGGCAUUCCGAGUGGCAGUGGACAGUGGAGAAAUGGAAGCUGAAGAUGAUGACUGAUUAGCCCUAUUACUGAUUAGGCCCUGGGUACUAAAUGGAGAAAAACCAGGAGAUCUCAAAUGGUUGCGUUCUCUUCCUUUCUCUUUCUUUUAUAGCAUUCAGUAUUGUAACAGUAGUUACAGUACGCACCUCCUCCUGCAAUACUUUCAGUAGUGUGUUGUUGCCCAAAUAUUUCCAUUCAAUC